CCCGCCUUCUCAAAUCCCCCAUCGCGCCCAAAUCUCUCCGCACCUCCAACCCACUAGCCGCAAUGGACGCCUCCGCCGCCGGCGCCAUCUCCAAGGCGAAGAAGUACGUGGUGGGGCGCAAGCUCGGCGGCGGCCCCAGGAAGAAGGCGGUGGCGCGGUCCGUCAAGGCCGGGCUGCAGUUCCCCGUCGGCCGCAUCGGACGCUUCCUCAAGAAGGGCCGCUACGCGCAGCGGGUCGGCAUGGGCGCCCCCGUCUACCUCGCCUCCGUCCUCGAGUACCUCGCCGCCGAGCUUCUUGAACUGGCCGGGAACGCCGCCAAGGACAACAAGAAGUCCCGCAUCAUCCCGCGCCACCUGCUGCUCGCCAUCCGGAACGACCAGGAGCUCGGCAAGCUGCUCGCCGGCGUCACCAUCGCGCACGGCGGCGUGCUUCCCAACAUCAACCCCGUGCUGCUCCCCAAGAAGACGGCGGAGAAGGAGCCCAAGUCGCCCAAGAAGGCCACCUCUUCCCCCAAGAAGGCUUAGUCGGUUACUGUCUAGUGAUUCCUGAUAGUAGUAGUGUCCUGUUUGGAUAAUGAUGUCGAUGCAGUAAUGUUCUGUUCAGCUGAGAGAAAAAGAGAGUCAGAAAUCUCUCUGACUUGCAGUAAAUUCAUUCUCUGUUAUAUGUCUGUUCAUGAUUUUGCAAUGCUAUGGAGUUUUA
Messenger RNA from Triticum dicoccoides, 699 nucleotides. Its product is annotated as probable histone H2A.5. The transcript has a single exon. Gene Ontology annotation, molecular function: structural constituent of chromatin; DNA binding; protein heterodimerization activity. Lineage: Eukaryota; Viridiplantae; Streptophyta; Magnoliopsida; Poales; Poaceae. Bases 63 to 524 code for a protein of 153 amino acids. Gene Ontology annotation, cellular component: nucleosome. The record is from RefSeq and is a predicted model, not a curated record.